This is a messenger RNA of Ceutorhynchus assimilis (cabbage seed weevil), 213 nucleotides long. Lineage: Eukaryota; Metazoa; Arthropoda; Insecta; Coleoptera; Curculionidae. The record is from the annotation of a GenBank genome assembly.
AUGGACGAUACUAACGAAUCGGAGGUUCGGGAUCUGGGUCCUGGUCAGUUUUCACGUAUGUUUUGGGAAAUCCGGAUUCCAAAGCUGAGCGAGGCACCUUUCAUGUCAGUCAUAUGCGGAGAUAUGUUCCACCGAGUGGAUAAGCGAAAUGAAGCUCCUGCGCGUUCCAAAAUUUAUGGAAGUCCAAGAGCUUGGGGGACAGAUGAAAUAUAA